AUGGCACGCACCGCAACCACUGCAGACCCCCGGGCCCAGGGCCCCAGCACCCCACCAUCCCCCUCGGCGAUGCAGCGGGUGUUGGCGAUCCCUGAGCUCCUCGAGGCUCUUCUCCUGGCCGUCGGCUCAUACACGUUGGCAGCGGCCAAGUUGGUGUGUCGAUUGUGGAGAGACCUCAUCGAGCUGUCGCCGCCGCUUCGAAAGAAAUAUCCCCCCAAACCGGCGCCCUAUAUCGGCCGGCUUCGGGGGCACCCUCGACGAGGCCUGCCUCCUCUGCCCCCUCUGCCUCAAGGUCUGCCUCGCCCCAGCCUGUCUCAGCAAGAGCAGCUUCAUCCAGGCCAGCCUCAGCCCAGCUGGUUCCGGUCCCGCCGCAAUGCCUUUUCCCCCUCUAAGUGGGCCCAAAAGUCUUUGGAGCGGUUCCGACGGCUGAUCCCAUUGAGACGCAAAUCCAAGCCGAGUGCCUUGCCUCCGACUACACUGGAGAAUCCCAACCACCCGGCUACGAAGGAGUUGAUGGAGAUUUUGAAACUGAAUGAUCGUGAUAGUCGUCUAGAAGUGGCUCCUUGGGAGGCUUACGAUGUGAAUAGUCCUGUGGAUCAUCAUCACUAUGAUGGGGAUGAUGAGGCGGUCAGUGAGGAUGGGUUUAAUGAGGAGGUGGUGGAUGAGGAGGUGUUGUAUGGCGUGAAUGCUUUUUAG
Messenger RNA from Aspergillus ibericus CBS 121593, 696 nucleotides. RefSeq lists its product as uncharacterized. The coding region runs from base 1 to 696 and encodes 231 amino acids. Lineage: Eukaryota; Fungi; Ascomycota; Eurotiomycetes; Eurotiales; Aspergillaceae. The transcript is spliced from 2 exons. Gene Ontology annotation, molecular function: protein binding. The record is from RefSeq and is a predicted model, not a curated record.